UUGCCGCCAAAAUAUUACGCAAAAUCUCGUUUCAAUUUCGCGUUGUUCGUGAUUUGUUCGUAAUGAGAUCGAGUAUGAUUCUGAAAUUAGUUUUACUGGGGGCGACCCUGUGCGCGGCCGGCAAGGACGACAAAAAAUGGGUUUGGGACGAAAGCGGCCGAAACGCCAGGAGCUACGCAGACGAUUCCUCUAGAAACCCAGGUUCUAGGUACAACGUCUACGAAGAACUGCAGGAAACUCGUCCGUCAGGAAACCUCUACUACCCAGGCGGAGCGACUCAGACUGCCUUCCAGCAAAAUCCCUACCCAACUGUCCCCGUUUACCAAUCGAGCGGACCACCAUCACCAAUGACGACGUUCCUACCACAACAAGGCUACAGACCUGGUGGAGUUUACGCUACUGGCAAUCCCCAGCCGCAUUAUGGGGGCGUCUACUACCCGCAGCAGCCAAAUAACCCGGGAGUACUAACCGGACCGGUACCGUCGUGGGUCAAAGAGGGGCCCAUCAAAAAUUUUGACAAGUGCAAGUGCACCGAAAGAUUCAACUGCAACUCCCCCGGGAUAUCAUACGGUCACUGCGACGUCGGUAAGCAGUACUGCUGUUACUCCACGAAAAAAGACUUCGGAGGUCCGUUGCCGAGCAAACCGGUACACUCGAUAGAGAAUGGCAUAUUGGUGGGACCUGGGGGACCGAUCGACACCGUUCCACCCAUCACGGCGUAUCCGAGGCCACCAAAACAGAUCGGGGACUUUGCUAGACCUAGUACCGUUUUCCCGCAGCGUCCGUUGGGCGGGAACCACUACGGGAGACCUGCUGGGGUCGGCUUUGGAGUUUCAGGGCAAAACGAAUAUUCGGCUCAGAACGGUGUGUUGGUAGGCCCUGGCGGACCAUUCGACAGGCCCAACGGAAACCUGGAUAAUUUUGGAUUGGCCAGAGCCACGCAGGCCAAAAAAGUUUAACAUUUUUGAUUAUCGCAUCAAGUUAUCAGGGACCAAAAACAUUUUUAUACAAGACUGUUUUCGUUUGGCUUCUUCUAAGCAAGAGCGAAAUAUUUUAGGUUAGAUUUUAAGUCACAAGUGUUACGAGGUGUUAUUAGUAUCUGAGAAUUGAAAUUGGAAACAGAGAGCCAUCAUAAGAUUUUUUCUUUAUAAAAAAGUGUUUCCUAUGUACCCUUACCUACAAAUAUAAAAUUUCAAAUAAAG
Molecule: messenger RNA, 1202 nt
Organism: Cylas formicarius (sweet potato weevil)
Lineage: Eukaryota; Metazoa; Arthropoda; Insecta; Coleoptera; Brentidae
Exons: 6
Coding region: 63-959 (298 amino acids)
Source: RefSeq, a predicted model, not a curated record